GCCACCCAGAACUGUCAGAAGACCGUCGGGUUUUUAGCCCGGAGCAUGCAAUUAAGAAAAAUAAAUAAAUAAAUUAAGCCGCCCUUCGUGCGUACAGCCGGCGUCGGUCCUCCUCGGCAGCCGACACCCGCGGCUGCUCUCCCGCAUGGCGACUUUACCCGCCGCUGACAGGAGGGCGUUCGCCCUGAAAAUCAACAGGCACUCCUCUGCAGAAAUAAGAAAGCAAUUUACUCUCCAACCAGGCUUUGCACAGUUCUGUCAACGAAGCUUAAGUACCCCUGGCUUUUCUACUCUUCAUCUGCCUUCCUUUUAUGACGCAGUAGACCCAGUAGAUUUUGAAGGCUUCCUAAUGACGCGGCUGAACAACUUGGACUCAGAACUAGCACAAGAACUUGGUGACUUUCCUGAAGAUGACUUGGAUGUUGUCUUUACACCCAAAGAGUGCAGGACUUCACAGCCCUCUAUGCCAGAAGAUGGGGUUGAGCUGGACUCACAUGUCAGAGACUGUGUUCAGACGUAUAUCCGGGAGUGGCUCAUUGUGAAUCGAAAGAACCAAGGGAAUUCGGAUACUUGUAGCCUGAAAAACAAGGGAUCUCGAAAAGAUUUUCACAAGACGCUUCAGAAACAAACAUUUGAAUCGGAAACAUUGGAUUCCAGCGAUGCAAACUUUCAGGUGGGGCCCCGACACAUCCAUGCACUCCCUGAGGAGGCCUCGAGGACGACCCUUGCCUCCUCCGACUUUGACCUGCGCAGCCUGCAGCCGGACCCCCGCCUGGAAAACCUGCUGCGGCAUGUCAGUGCCGAGGAAUUCGAGAGGCAGAACGAGGAGGCACGGCGCACCAACAGGCAUGCCGAGCUCCUCGCCCUCUACCCCUCUGUGGAUGAGGAAGAUGCAGUGGAGAUACGGCCGGUGCCGGAUCGCCCAAAGGAACAUCUGGGCAACCGGAUUUUGGUGAAGCUGCAGACCUUGAAGUUUGAUAUAGAGAUCGAACCUCUGUUUGCAUGCAUAGCUCUCUAUGAUAUAAAAGAAAGAAAAAAGAUCUCAGAAAAUUUUCAUUGUGACCUCAACCCUGAUUCAUUAAGAGGAUUCUUGCGUUCUCAUACACCCUCCAUUGACUUGUCUACUCAGGCAAGAUCGGCAGUAUUUUCUGUCACUUAUCCCUCAUCGGAUAUAUACCUAGUAAUAAAGAUAGAAAAAGUGCUUCAGCAAGGAGAAAUUGGGGACUGUGCAGAACCCUACGUGGUUCUUAAAGAAAGUGAGGCUGGCAAGACAAAAGAAAAGAUUGAAAAACUGAAAGCCCAAGCUGAAUCUUUUUGUCAGCGGUUGGGGAAAUACAGAAUGCCAUUUGCCUGGAUUCCAAUAAGCCUAACUAAUUUCUUCAACCUUUCAACACUUGAACGAGAAGUACCUGAGGCCGAAGGUUUAAACGGGAAAGGAUCCACUGGUGACAAGAGGGCAACACUGCUACAGGCGAGAAGACUUUCUGAGAGAAGUCUCAGCUCAGAGGACAGCUAUCCAGUAUCAAAUUUCAAAACAACCUCUCUGACCUUCAGCACCUUCUUUAAACAGGAAGGAGACAGGCUCAGUGAUGAAGAUCUGUUCAAAUUUUUAGCUGAUUUCAAAAGAUCAUCUUCCUUGCAGAGAAGGAUUAAGACUUUACCAGGAACACUUAAAGUGGAGAUUUCCCCAGCUCCAGAAAACCUUGGUUAUUGUCUGACACCAGAAUUACUACCAGUAAAACCAUUUCCAGAAAACCGUAAUCGUCCUCACAAAGAGAUUUUGGAAUUCCCAAUUAGAGAAGUGUAUGUUCCCCAUACCAUUUAUAGAAAUCUCCUCUAUGUUUACCCUCAGAGGCUGAAUUUUGCUAACCGACUGGCUUCUGCAAGAAACAUUACCAUCAAGAUCCAGUUUAUGUGUGGCGAAGACCCGUCCUGUGCAAUGCCGGUAAUUUUUGGGAAAUCUUCAGGUCCAGAAUUUGUGCAAGAAAUGUACACAGCUAUCACAUAUCAUAAUAAGUCCCCUGACUUUUAUGAAGAAGUGAAAAUUAAGCUGCCUGCAAAACUCACAGAGAAACACCAUCUAUUGUUCACAUUCUAUCAUAUCAGCUGCCAGCCAAAGCAAGGAGCAUCUGUAGAAACCCUUCUCGGAUAUUCAUGGCUGCCAAUUCUAUUAAACGAUCGUCUUCAAACUGGACAUUAUUGUCUUCCUGUUGCAUUGGAUAAGCUGCCUUUCCACUAUUCAAUUCACUCUCCUGAGAAAGUUCCAUCUCAGGCACCACCUGUUAAGUGGGUUGAAGGACACAAGGGUGUUUUCAGUGUUGAUGUGCAAGCUGUUUCAUCUGUUCACACUCAGGACAAUCACCUGGAGAACUUCUUCACUCUGUGCCAUUCUCUGGAAAGUCAAGUGACAUUCCCCAUUCGACUGAUGGACCACAAGAUUACAGAGGCUACACUGGAACAUGAAUUGAAACUCAGCAUUAUCUGUUUGAAUUCUUCACGCCUUGAACCUCUUGUCUUGUUUUUACAUUUGGUACUAGAUAAACUUUUCCAGCUGGCUGUACAGCCCAUGGUCAUAGCUGGCCAGACAGCCAACUUCUCACAGUUUGCCUUUGAAUCUGUGGUUGCAAUAGUGAACAGUCUCCACAACAGCAAAGACCUGAGCAAAGACCAGCAUGGGAGGAACUGCCUGCUGGCGUCUUAUGUCUACUAUGUAUUUCGUCUGCCAGAUCCUCACAGAGAAGUAGUCAAACCAGGUGCAGGCAGCAGUGCUGUUUUGACAGAGUCUCGUUAUUACACAUUUGGACGCACUUCCGCAGUGUCUGUUGGGACUAAACUCCUGCAGAGCCGCGUGAUAAGCUGCAGCAAUCCUGACAUCACUGUUACACAAACUGCUGCUGAUGAGGAGGUCAAAAACAUCAUGUCAUCCAAGCCUAUGGAUCACAGCUCCAGUCGGAUGUCUUUCUAUGUUGAAGGAACAAAUGAUGUGCCAAGCAUUUGUGCAAGCCCACGACCAUCCAAUAAAAAGCAUUUCCACGAGGAGUUGGCACUGCAGAUGGUGGUCAGCACGGGUAUGGUGAGAGAAUCUGUCUUCAAGUAUGCCUGGUUCUUCUUUGAGCUCCUGAUCAAGAGUAUGGCUCAGUAUGUUCACAACAUAGAGAAGCAAGACAACCCACGAAGAAGCCGGUUCUCUGAUCGCUUCAAAGAUGAUAUCACCACUAUAGUUAAUGUGGUUACUUCAGAGAUUGCUGCACUUUUAGUCAAACCACAGAAGGAAAGUGAGCAAGCAGAAAAAAUUAAUAUCAGCUUGGCAUUUUUCUUGUAUGAUCUUCUUUCUUUAAUGGACCGAGGAUUUGUGUUUAAUCUCAUCAAACAUUACUGUAAUCAGCUCUCAAACAAGCUGAAUUCACUCUCCACCCUGAUUUCCAUGAGACUGGAGUUCCUGAGAAUUCUCUGUAGCCACGAGCACUACCUCAAUCUGAACCUCUUCUUCAUGACCUCUGCGUCUGCUCCAGCAUCCCCCUCUCCCUCCUUAUCCUCCCAGAACUCUAGCUCCUGCUCUAGUUUCCAGGACCAGAAAAUUGCUGGUAUGUUUGACCUCUCAGCCGAAUACCGUCAGCAGCACUUCCUGACCGGCUUACUUUUCACUGAAUUGGCAGCAGCACUGGACGCAGACAGCGAGGGGAUUAGCAAGGUGCAAAGAAAAGCUGUCAGUGCUAUCCUUAGCCUGCUGAGUUCCCAUGACCUAGACCCACGUUGCUCAAAAAAAGAGGUGAAGAUUAAAAUUGCAGCUCUCUACCUCCCUUUGGUUGGUAUCAUUUUGGAUUCACUGCCACAACUCCAUGAUUUUACAAUUUCAGAUGCCCGCAGUGGAAAGGGACGCACAGGAAACCCAGAAGAAGAACAAGAGUCUGCAGGUGCAAUCAACCAAAAUGUGGCCCUUGCCAUUGCAGGAAAUCAGUUCAACCUCCGGAGCUCUGGAAUAUCUCUGGUGUCCCUGCCAUACAGACAGAGUGCCACAUUAGGUCCUGAUACUACUCGCAACCUUUUGAUCUGUUACCUCUGGAUCAUGAAAAAUGCUGAUCAGAAUCUAAUACAGAAAUGGAUUGCAGACCUUCCAUCCAUGCAGUUGAACAGGAUUUUAGACCUCCUCUUCAUUUGUGUCUCAUGCUUUGAGUAUAAGGGCAAACAAAGCUCAGAUAAAGUUAGCACCCAAGCACUCCAGAAGUCACGAGAUGUUAAGGCCCGAUUAGAAGAGGCUUUACUGAGAGGUGAAGGAGCCAGAGGAGAAAUGAUGAAGCGCUGCAGAAUACCAGCUGGGAAUGACAGAUCAGCGGGGCUAAAUGAAAACCUGCGCUGGAGAAAGGAGCAGACUCACUGGCGACAGGCAAAUGAGAGACAAGAUAAGACAAAAGCUGAGCUGGAUCAAGAAGCUCUGAUCAGUGGAAACCUGGCAACUGAAGCUAACCUGAUCAUUCUUGAUAUGCAAGAGAACAUCAUCCAGGCAAGCUUUGCAGCAGAGUGCAGAGAUAAUCUUUUGGGAGGAGUUUUGAAGGUCCUGGUAAAUUCUCUUGGCUGUGAUCAGAGCACCACUUACCUGACUCAUUGCUUUGCUACACUCAGAGCGCUCAUUGCUAAGUUUGGAGAUUUCCUGUUUGAAGAGGAGGUCGAACAGUGUGCUGACCUGUGUCAAAGAGUUCUCCAUCACUGUAGCAGCAGCAUAGAUAUUACACGGACUCAAGCCUGUGCCACUCUUUAUCUCCUGAUGAGAUACAGCUUCAGCUCUACCAGUAAUUUUGCAAGAGUGAAGAUGCAGGUGACCAUGUCACUAGCCUCUCUGGUUGGAAAAUCACCCGAGUUUAAUGAGGAAUUCCUUCGACGGUCCUUAAGAACCAUCCUAGCCUAUGCAGAGGAAGAUGCAGAUAUGCAGGCAACUCCAUUUCCCAUUCAGGUAGAGGAGCUGCUGUGUAAUCUGAAUAGCAUCCUGUCAGAUACAGUGAAAAUGAGGGAAUUUCAAGAAGAUCCAGAGAUGCUCAUGGAUCUCAUGUACAGAAUUGCCAAAGGAUACCAGACAUCGCCCGACUUGAGGCUGACUUGGCUGCAGAACAUGGCAGAGAAGCACACCAAGAGGAAGUGCUACACAGAAGCAGCCAUGUGUCUGGUCCAUGCUGCAGCACUUGUGGCAGAGUACCUCAGCAUGCUUGAAGAUCGAAGCUAUCUCCCAGUGGGCAGUGUCAGCUUUCAGAACAUUUCAUCCAAUGUGCUGGAGGAAUCUGCUGUUUCAGAUGAUGUUUUGUCUCCAGAUGAAGAUGGUAUAUGUUCUGGGAGGUAUUUCUCAGAAAGUGGCCUGGUAGGGCUGCUGGAACAAGCAGCAGAGCUCUUCAGUACGGGAGGAUUGUAUGAAACUGUGAACGAGGUGUACAAAAUUGUCAUCCCCAUACUGGAAGCACAUCGAGACUUCAGGAAGCUUACCUUGACACACAGCAAGCUACAGAAGGCCUUUGACAGCAUUAUUAAUAAGGGUCAAAAGCGAAUGUUUGGAACUUACUUCCGUGUUGGUUUCUAUGGAUCCAAAUUUGGGGACUUGGAUGAACAGGAAUUUGUUUAUAAGGAGCCUGCAAUUACCAAACUUCCUGAGAUUUCUCACAGGUUAGAGGGAUUUUAUGGCCAGUGUUUUGGGGAGGAUGCUGUGGAAGUGAUUAAGGACUCUGCUCCUGUAGACAAAAGAAAGCUGGAUCCCAAUAAGGCAUACAUACAAAUUACUUUUGUGGAGCCAUAUUUUGAUGAGUAUGAGAUGAAAGACAGGGUAACCUAUUUUGAGAAGAACUUCAACCUCUGUCGGUUCAUGUACACUACACCUUUCACCAUGGAUGGGCGCCCCAGAGGAGAGCUUAGUGAGCAGUACAAGAGGAACACCAUCCUAACCACAAUGCAUGCUUUCCCCUACAUCAAAACUAGAAUCAAUGUCAUCCAAAAAGAAGAGUUUAUUUUAACCCCAAUUGAAGUUGCUAUUGAAGAUAUGCGAAAAAAAACACAGGAACUAACUGCAGCCACCAACCAAGAACCACCAGAUGCCAAAAUGCUCCAGAUGGUUUUGCAGGGCUCAGUUGGAGCCACUGUAAAUCAGGGACCGCUAGAGGUAGCGCAAGUGUUCCUGGCUGAAAUUCCAGCAGACCCCAAACUUUAUCGGCAUCACAACAAGCUGAGGUUGUGCUUCAAAGAGUUUAUAAUGAGGUGCGGUGAAGCAGUGGAGAAAAACAAGCGCCUUAUUACUGCUGACCAACGGGAAUAUCAGCAAGAGCUCAGAAAGAACUAUGGGAAGCUGAAGGAGAACCUGAGGCCCAUGAUUGAGAGGAAGAUCCCAGAGCUGUACAAACCUGUAGUGAAAAUCCAUAGCACAAGGGAAUCUUUUCGUAACCACAGUUUUAGGAAAUAUGAUGCCCAAACUUCUUCACAAAGCACCUAAGGACUAGCUGCUUUGGCCAAGGAAGAGCUUCCUGCUGCAAGCCAGAAGUGAUGGGGUAUUCAACAUCUACGAAAUCAGAAGUCUGUCACAAGACAGCAUGUGCACUUUCUGGACAGCAUGCAGUAAAGCAUUUACACAAGAUCACUAAAUGAAAACCAGGGGAUGACUCCUAAUCAACCACAGCUCGUGAGGGCUUGGGAAGGAAGGGGAUGCUUUUUAGAUACUUUUGCAUAUAUUGUAAAAUAAUCACAUAAUGUGGAGGGGUGGACCAUUAGAGUAGUUAGUGGCAUGAGGUCAGUCGCCUCCAGCUAACAGGUACAGAACUCUGUGCAGUUUGGUUGAGGUGUUACAUGAAACCAAAUAAUGUGUCUAAGGGACGGGGACAAAUUAUGUCUAUUUAUGGUCCUUUUCCAAGACAGCAUUUAUCCAUGUGCUUUUGGCAAUGGAGCACAUUCUGCAAGUUAAUCACAUGCUUAAAUGCUGUCUUAAUGAAGAGGGAUAUGGUCCCCUGCUCAGUGUUUGCUGAGCUGGAGCUGUAGGAAAGAAUAAUUUCCUCAGUGAGUUUCUGUCAUCAGUUUCUAUCAUGGUCCUUAACUGCAGGGAGAGUUCUGCACAAGUUUUCUCAACCAAAGCUUGGAAAGCAAGAAGUAGCAAUAAGUAAUUCUUAUAGAUCUUCUGAUUUUUUUUCUAAGUAUAGGGACUACUACUUGACAUGCAGUUGGAUUUCUUAAUAAUCAGUGUCAUGUGUAGCAGAGCUAACAAGUAAUAGUUUAAAAAGAAGAUGCUAAGCUAUGAGUGAUUCUUUUAUUAUACAAUGCUCUUACGUAGAUAACCUUAUCCAAAAUUAACUACAGAAGCGCACAGUGAGGAUUUUGUACACAGCACUUCGCUCAGGCCUUACUGCAACUUAAGAGAAACUAGCGUGUAAUUUAUAAUACCUAAUGCUUAGUAUUUUCUGAACCCUGAGCAAACAUUUUACUAGAUAAUCUUUACAGUACUUCCCUGAAGUAAGAAAAUACUAUUGCAAUUUUGCAGAUGAGGAUGUUGAGAGACAGAGAGAGAGAUUAGGUCUUUGGAACUCAUUUAGUGAGGCAAAAGCAGAGCCACAAUUUGUGUUGUGACCAUGCUUACCAUGUAAUGUUUGUAUUUUGAAACAAAGAUUUAUGAAAGCAUCCCUCGAUAUUACUUUCUUCUCUCUACCUUUUCAGUGUUUUGGAAAUUAUAAUUUAAUGUUGAUUAAAGUAACUGAUCCCAUUUGCCCAAACACAGAAUUUAAUGUUAAAGUUAAAUGAAACAGUGAAAUUAAGUUUUUCCUUUGUACUUCAUUUUAGAAAAUUACAGUGAACUUUCUCAGAGCUGAUGCCACAUGUUCCUAAAUGCAAAUCCUUUUUGCUCUGAAAGUACAAGGGAGAUUGAGGCUGCUGCUUUUAGUGGAAACAUUUUGAUUUUUUAUGGUCAUCUGCAGCCUUGCCAUUUGAUAAUAGGAAUUUCCCAGCACUUCAUUGACAUCUGAGGAAGUCAGAUUUUGAAUGUGCUAUGUAGAAGAUUCACAGGGAUGAUGGAACAAGAUGAGGUGUGGAAUUAGGUGAAAUAAACACUGUAUUUAUACAGCAUUCAGAGUGUAAGAAAGCAUUUCCCUCCUCAUUCAUAGUAUUGUUAAAUGUAGUAAUCAGGAAUAAGUACUCUGUGAUUUUGGAGUGCAUCCAAAGUACAUAAGCAAAUGGUAUAAAAAGCUCAAAAGAUGCCCCCGUGGAGUGGAUUCUCUGUAUUCAAGUUGCUUUAAAACAGUUCUAAGUUGAAAAGAUGAUUAAUUUCCCAAAGCUUUGAAGCUAUGAGAUCUCUGCCUAUCAGAACCUAGCCUUUAUCUAUUGUUUUUAACAGCCUGUUGGGGAGGAAGGUCAGGUCGGAAUACUGUCAUCUAUCACCCCCAUAAUCCAACCUCAUUGUUUACAAGAUGGUUAUCCUUUAGAGCCUAAAUAACAGAAACCUCAGGUAAACAAAAAACCCUUAGAGGUGUACAAUAUACUAGGUAAAAGUAACCAAGUGUUUCUCGUUCACGUGCGGUCCUUGAACUGAAACAAUACUCAGGAUAAUAUGAAUACUGAAGGACUCUUCACUCACAUUUUAUAAGCUGAGUGCUCCUUGACCAGUUGGCCAGUCUUGCCCUCAGCUGGUAGCUCAUGUUGCCCCUUCUACAAAUGAAACAUGGUUUGCACAUUUCUUUGAAGAGCUGAAGUAUGUGAAGUGUAAAUUUCCUAUCUUAUAAUACUCAUUUUGCAAUAAAGUGACUUUCACAG
Grus americana (Whooping crane) is the source of this 8760-nucleotide messenger RNA. It is a transcript of the gene DOCK8, whose product is annotated as dedicator of cytokinesis 8. Gene Ontology annotation, cellular component: cell leading edge. The record is from RefSeq and is a predicted model, not a curated record. Lineage: Eukaryota; Metazoa; Chordata; Aves; Gruiformes; Gruidae. The transcript is spliced from 48 exons. Gene Ontology annotation, molecular function: guanyl-nucleotide exchange factor activity. Bases 146 to 6463 code for a protein of 2105 amino acids. Gene Ontology annotation, biological process: positive regulation of GTPase activity; positive regulation of T cell migration; small GTPase-mediated signal transduction.